Molecule: messenger RNA, 604 nt
Organism: Tupaia belangeri chinensis (Chinese tree shrew)
Lineage: Eukaryota; Metazoa; Chordata; Mammalia; Scandentia; Tupaiidae
Product: olfactory receptor 7A10
Exons: 1
Biological process (GO): G protein-coupled receptor signaling pathway
Cellular component (GO): membrane
Molecular function (GO): olfactory receptor activity; G protein-coupled receptor activity
Source: RefSeq, a predicted model, not a curated record
UCACAUCUAUCACAUGGAGCCUGGGAAUAACACAAACAUUUUAGAAUUUCUUCUUAAGGGACUUUCAGAGGAAGUAGAUUUGCAGCCGAUCAUAUUUGAGCUCUUCCUCUCCAUGUACCUCAUCACUAUAUUUGGAAACCUGCUCAUUAUUCUGGCUACCAUCUCAGACACCCAUCUACACAUACCCAUGUAUUUCUUCCUCUCCAAUUUCUCCUUUGUAGACAUCUGUUUCACCACCACCACCAUCCCAAAGAUGCUGGUGAAUAUACAGACACAGAGCAAAGUCAUAACCUAUGCAGGCUGCAUCACCCAGAUGUACCUUUUCAUCCUCUUUGUGGGGCUGGACAGCUUCCUCCUGGCUGUGAUGGCCUAUGACCGGUUUGUGGCCAUUUGUCACCCCCUGCACUAUAUGGUUAUCAUGAAUCCCUGGCUCUGUGGGCAGCUUAUUCUGGCAUCCUGGAUCAUAAGUUUCCUGCAGUCCUUGUUACAAAGCUUAAUGGUGUUCCGCCUGUCCUUCUGUACACACGUGGAAAUCCCCCAAUUUUUCUGUGAACUUAAUCAGGUGGUCCACCUUGCCUGUUCUGAUACUUUUCUUAAUGAUAUG